AGUCUCUCGGUGAUUUUCAACAGCGGUAGAAGUUUCUUUCGUAAAGCUCCCUUCAUAAAUAAUAAACAGUUGGUCGUGAACCUCAUCAUCAUGAUAAGAUUUUUUAUAGGCGUAGCAUUGCUUAACAGUUGUGUCGUUUUGGGUCAGCGUGGUUCAUUUGCAGGGACCACAAAAAGACCGCUUUGUGUUGCUGUUGGCGAUUAUUGUUUCGAGAAUCGCGAUUGCUGCAGCAAGUUCUGUCUUGGACAAACACAAAGAUGCAUCGUUGGAACGACACCGGAAGUAAUCGAUCCAAAUUCAAGACCAGCAUCAACAACCAACCUUGAUAACCGCUUUGAUGACACUCAAAGAAUUUGUCAACAAUUGAAUGGCUUUUGUCAGAUAGGUCGGGAUUGUUGUUCUGGGAUUUGCUCUACAGCUACACAAAAGUGUUUAUAUAAUAAUGAAAUACCAAAUCGCGCACCGACAACAACAAAUGCAGUGAUUGGUUCAAGUGGACUUCAAGGUCAGCAUGGAAUUGAAUCGUCAGGUAUUAACGAUGACAGAACUUGCAGUCGAGUGAAUCAACAGUGUUCGAAAUCUAGAAAUUGCUGUGCUUUUCUCAGUUGCGAAAAGAGUGUUUGUCGUGAUGUAGCAGUUGUGGUUGAAGGGACUGAAACUUUUGGUUAUAAUCCAAACAACACACUCGAUAAUCGUUUUGGUGAAGAUGAAGCUGAAAUUACAAACACUCCGUCAAACACUCCAUGCGCUCAAAUUGGACAAAAAUGCUUUAAAGAAACUGAUUGCUGUACUGGCUUAAGAUGUCAUGGUUUCCUUCAUAAAUGUGUCACAUAAGUGCCGACAGCAUAAAUUCUGUAAAAGGUUCUUGAUACUUCAAUAAUCCUAGUGUCGUUAGUAAAUCUUGUUGGAAAUUUCUGUUCAUCCCUAGGAUAUUCAAGAUGUCUCAGCAUUACUUAUUUUUAUGUCACUAAGAAUUUUAGAUAUUUAAUUUCAAUUAAAUUCUUCACAUUUCUUACAAGGUUAAAAAAUUGUAAAUCAAAAGAAUAAAUUUAUUAAUUAAUUUCAAAGGG
This is a messenger RNA of Clunio marinus, 1070 nucleotides long. The record is from the annotation of a GenBank genome assembly. NCBI's taxonomy places the organism in Eukaryota, Metazoa, Arthropoda, Insecta, Diptera, Chironomidae.